Solea senegalensis (Senegalese sole) is the source of this 2547-nucleotide messenger RNA. It is a transcript of the gene pitx2, whose product is annotated as paired-like homeodomain 2. The coding region runs from base 533 to 1480 and encodes 315 amino acids. The transcript has 3 exons. Gene Ontology annotation, cellular component: nucleus. Lineage: Eukaryota; Metazoa; Chordata; Actinopteri; Pleuronectiformes; Soleidae. Gene Ontology annotation, molecular function: DNA-binding transcription factor activity, RNA polymerase II-specific; RNA polymerase II cis-regulatory region sequence-specific DNA binding. Gene Ontology annotation, biological process: regulation of transcription by RNA polymerase II; anatomical structure morphogenesis. The record is from RefSeq and is a predicted model, not a curated record.
GCUUUUAUUUGGUAGAGGGGAAAAUAAGCGCCAGCCCGCGGGGAUAACACACUGGCAGACAUAUCUCGUUUCUGCGAGCUCCGGGUUGGCUGGGCACACUGUCAUAUCCACAUACAUGUGCCUGUCAGAGAAAAUGGGGGCGGGCGCAACGCAGUGACGUGGAGGUCUGGAUAGAGGCGCAGUUGGAUGAGCAGUGCGCAGGCAGGCAACAGCUGAAAUGAACAGAGAGCGGUGUGGUGCGCGUCUGCCUCUGGAUCUAAUAUCGCGUACCUGUCCUUGUCACUCUGAUAGUCCGCCGAGUUCACCGCUCUUCACCACCGGUGCUAUGGCAACGCUUGAUGGCCUGUUCUAAAGCUUUUACCAGCUCAAAUACAAAGAGGGUUUCUUCACAAAUCGCAAGAGGAACCGCGCUCCCGCUGCUGCUGCUGCUGCUGUGCGUUUUUUGGAGAGCUGAACACAUUCCGCACUCGGACUUUCCGCUUAAAGGGAACUUGAUCUGCGUUUGGCAGCCAGUUGUGCGAUCUUUUUACUCAUGAACUCUAUGAGGGAUCCAUUAAACACAGACCAUCCCCACCACCUCACAGGGAAUAAUAAACUUGCCUCCACGCACUACACGGCUCUGGCGAUGGCCUCCAGCUUACAGCCGCUGCAGCGGUCUGUGGACUCUAAACACCGGGUAGACGUGCACACCGUGUCGGACACGUCCAGUCCGGAGUCCGUCGAGAAAGAAAAGACCCAGAAUAAAAACGACGACUCCUCGGAUGACCCGUCUAAAAAGAAGCGGCAGCGGCGACAGAGGACUCACUUCACCAGCCAACAGCUGCAGGAACUGGAGGCCACUUUCCAGCGGAAUCGUUAUCCGGACAUGAGCACGAGGGAGGAGAUAGCCGUGUGGACCAACCUCACAGAGGCCCGGGUCAGGGUUUGGUUCAAGAACCGGCGAGCCAAGUGGAGGAAACGGGAAAGAAACCAACAAGCCGAGCUCUGCAAAAACGGUUUCGGGCCGCAGUUCAACGGACUCAUGCAGCCCUACGAAGACAUGUACCCGAGCUACACGUACAACAACUGGGCCGCCAAGGGCCUCACGUCGGCCUCACUAUCCACCAAAAGCUUCCCCUUCUUCAACUCCAUGAACGUCAACCCCUUGUCCUCGCAGACCAUGUUCUCGCCGCCGAACUCCAUAUCCUCCAUGACUUCCAGCAUGGUGCCGUCGGCGGUCACGGGCGUGCCGGGCUCCAGCCUCAACAGCCUCAACAACUUGAACAACCUCAGUAACCCGUCUCUCAACUCCGGGGUGCCCACGCCGGCGUGUCCCUACGCGCCGCCGACCCCGCCAUACGUGUACAGGGACACUUGUAACUCCAGCCUGGCCAGCCUGAGACUGAAAGCCAAGCAGCACUCGAGCUUUGGAUACGCCAGUGUGCAGAACCCGGGGUCUAAUCUGAGCGCCUGCCAGUACGCCGUGGACAGACCAGUCUAAUACCUGCCUGCACUGCAAAAAAUCAUCACUCUAACAAGCCAUCGAGGCUGUUUAGUGACAAGUAAAGGUGUUAUUGUCUCGCUAAAAGGAGAAAGGAAAUCUGUUUUUUUUUUUUUUUUACUUUUAAGGACAUUUCUCCAUCAACUGACAUCUUCUUUGUACUAGUUUGCGUCAUUCUGGCUUUUAUGUUUCCACAUUUGACUUGAAAAAUGCCAAACAUCUGUUGCUAUAGAUUAAACUUUAAUUUUUUUGGGGAAUUAUGAUUUUAGGGUUGGUUACCAAAACAAAAAAAAAUGGUUUGUUAUGCUGGUCAUUUUUUGCAGUGUGUGGGUAAUCACAAACAGCCCGGCCACAGGAACAAGAGACUACUACAACUUUUUUUUCCUUUUUCAUUUUUCACUCAAAAAGGGCACGAGAGACUGAACCACUGAAUCAAGCUCAGCUCCAGGUCGGAGUCAAAAAACUCAAAUGGGAGUUGUUUUUUUAUUUAGGUUUAUUCCCCUUUGAUGGAUCCAGCUGUUUCACACACACACACACACACACACACGCACACACGUGUUUUUAUUUCUCUGGUGGAUAUUUGGACGUUGAUUGUUGACUGAAAAAAAGGUUGUAUAUAUAUUUGAAUGAUCAUCUCCUGUUUUGUCGAGGCGAAUGCGCUCUAACCCUCCACACACUCCCCCUCUCUCGCUCCAUGAGGCUCAAUUUAUCAACGCAUGUGGACAAAAAAAGAAGAAAACCCCCUGAAAAAGGAAUCAUGUUUUGCUUGCAAACAAAAAGGGAAUGUACAUACUAAAACGCACCAGUUGUGUGUUUCUAACAUAUUAUAAAUUUAUUAUUAAUGUCUGUGUGAAUAUCGAUUUAGAAUAGCAAUUCUGGAAUUUAAAAAAACGACAAAAAAAGAAGCAUCGAAAAAAUUGUUCCUGCGACAAAUGAUUUGGUUUUUUUGCUCUGUGUAUACUAUUUGGUACGAAAUUAUGUUUUUUUUUGUUUGUUUGUUUUUUUUCCAACAUCCAAAAAAACUAUUGUGUUUUAUUUAAUGGAAGUAAAUAUAUUGUUCAAAAACA